Messenger RNA from Belonocnema kinseyi, 686 nucleotides. RefSeq names its product cytochrome c-like. Gene Ontology annotation, molecular function: electron transfer activity; heme binding. The record is from RefSeq and is a predicted model, not a curated record. The transcript has 2 exons. Lineage: Eukaryota; Metazoa; Arthropoda; Insecta; Hymenoptera; Cynipidae. The coding region runs from base 84 to 395 and encodes 103 amino acids.
GGAUAAAUUUCUUGUCAAAAAAGGGAAUAAUUUUUUAAAUUCCAAAAACCUUCUUGAGUUGAAAAUUUUAUUUUAUUGAUAUAAUGGGAGAUGCUGAAAAUGGAAGAAAGAUAUUUGCCAAAAUAUGUGCGACUUGUCAUACUGUUGAAAAAGGUGGAAGAAAUAAAGUUGGACCUAACCUUUUUGGAAUUGUAGGCAAAACGACUGGCAGUCAUCCUACUUUUAGUUACUCGGAAGGAAUGAAAAACAAAGGAGCCACUUGGAAUGAAAGCAACUUAGACGAAUAUUUGGAAAAACCAAAAAAAUUUAUUCCCGGUGGAAAAAUGGUUUUCCCUGGUUUGAAAAAAUCAGUCGAGAGAAAAGAUGUCAUCGCCUACCUAGAAACUCUAAAAUAGUUCCGAAAGAAUCUUUUUUGAAAAGAUUAAAAAUAAUCAAAAAAUGUUUGUACACUUUUGUAACGCGUUUUCUGCAUUUCAAAUAUUGUUCCUUUCAAUUUUUUUUUUUUUUUGAAAUUUAUAACUAAUUUUUUUUAACUUACUUGGAUAUCUUGGUGAGUUCCCAAGACACAAAGCACAAAACUGGACCCUGCAGCUGUCGUAUCAUGUCCCUAAAAGUGAAUUUUAUCAUAAUAAUAAUCUAAUUUUUUUUAAUAAAUAAAUAUAAAAAUAGUGUUCAAAAAAUAAAUA